Helobdella robusta is the source of this 597-nucleotide messenger RNA. RefSeq lists its product as hypothetical. NCBI's taxonomy places the organism in Eukaryota, Metazoa, Annelida, Clitellata, Rhynchobdellida, Glossiphoniidae. The transcript has 4 exons. The record is from RefSeq and is a predicted model, not a curated record. Bases 1 to 597 code for a protein of 198 amino acids.
AUGUGGUUAGAAACAACAGAGAAAUGGUUAAAUGACAAGUGCGAAUUCAUUGAAAAAAGAUCAAAAACAGUAAUACAAAUGCAAUGUUUAAAAACGUCAAAGAAAUCACUGAGAAAAAAGGGUAAAAAUGUCAUAUUGCGCUCAAAUAUGACGGCUUUAGGUGAUGCUUUGCUCAAUAUUUUAGCCAAGUUACCAGCUGAGUUCCAACAACUGCUGAUGGUUGAAGUGUUUAUAAGCAUAGAUUGGUUUUUGUCUGAUGUUUCACAGAUAUUAAUUUAUACUUUGAAACUGAAAAAAAACACAUGCACGGUGAUGAACAGAAGCGGAUUUGUUGUGUUAAGAAUCAAUGCAAGCCACAGUCUUACGUUUUGCCCCGUCAACCAAAUCAACCAAACUAAUGAUAACAACAUGCACAUCAACUGCGAGGAACCUGGAUUGGCCAACACUCUUAUUGAGAAAAAUAUUUUAAAAGCUCAGUUUUGUGUCAACUAUGAUGACCAAAACCAUAACAUCACCAAGUUUUGGAAUUUCCUCUGGCUAUCUGACAGUUUCUCCGUCAUUUACAGUCUGGGCCUCGUCGCCAUCUACCCAGUCUAA